Molecule: messenger RNA, 1706 nt
Organism: Betta splendens (Siamese fighting fish)
Lineage: Eukaryota; Metazoa; Chordata; Actinopteri; Anabantiformes; Osphronemidae
Gene: trmt11
Product: tRNA methyltransferase 11 homolog
Exons: 13
Coding region: 274-1479 (401 amino acids)
Biological process (GO): methylation
Cellular component (GO): cytoplasm
Molecular function (GO): nucleic acid binding
Source: RefSeq, a predicted model, not a curated record
AAAGCAGAUUACAACGGAAUGAGCAAUUUAAUCUUUUGCGCGUAGGCACAAAGGCCCCAUAACGAAAUUUAUAAAUUAAUUUAUGUUUAUGUUUAUGUAAUUAGUAUAAUAUACAUAUUUGAAAACGACCAAUGUGGUACACUGCUACAGAUUAAGGAAAUCAAGGCCCUUCUUGCCCUCAGAGGAAAACCAUUCCGUCCUUGUGAAAACUUCAAAGAGAAGUGUCCUUUCUGGUGUCUUGAAGAUUUGGCUGAGGAAGAUGUUCGCGGUGUCAUGGCCAGAUCUGUUUGUACAAAGUCUGCGUUUGAGUUAUGGGGCCAUGGACGAACACACAGCGAACUUAGAACCUCACUCUUGAACUUCCCAUCAGAGAAUAUGAGCUCCUUCAUGCACAAAGACUCCACCUACAGAAUCAACGUCUACACUUUCAACAAAACUCUAGAAUUUACAGAGAGAAUAAAAAGGAUCGAUGCUAUGGAGUAUCUUCCUUUUAAGGGUACAGUGAGUUUGAAGAGUCCUCAGCACGUCUUUUGUUUGUUGGAAGACUACGGCACUGACCCCAACAACAUCCCAGAGCAUCCAGAAUACAUCUACUUUGGUAGAUGGAUUGCUGAUGGUCAGCGUGAGUUGAUUCGCUCCUACAGCGUGAAGAACAGACACUUCAUUGGAAACACCAGUAUGGAUGCUGGUCUCUCAUUCAUAAUGGCAAACCAUGCUAAGGUCAAAGAGAAUGACCUUGUGUUUGACCCCUUUGUUGGUACAGGAAGCCUGCUGGUUGCAUGUUCUCAUUUUGGAGCUUAUGUUUGUGGAACAGAUAUUGAUUACAACACUAUUCAUGGCAGAGGUCGUUCAAGCCGUAGAAACCACAAGUGGCGAGGACCUGAUGAGAACAUUCGAGCCAACCUUCGCCAGUAUGGAACAGAGAAGAUGUAUUUGGAUGUAAUGGUGUCUGAUGCUUCCAAGCCGGUGUGGAGGGAGACUGCUCUGUUUGAUGCCAUUAUUACUGAUCCUCCAUAUGGUAUCCGUGAGUCCACAAGAAGAACAGGCUCCCACAAAGACAUUUCUAAACCUGCUGAUGGCCUCUAUGUAGAGUCUCAUGUUCCUGUAUCACAGGCGUACCACCUCAGUGACAUCUUCACAGACUUGUUAAACUUCUCUGCUCACCACCUGGUCAUGGGCGGGAGGCUCGUCUAUUGGCUGCCUGUCUACUGGCCAGAGUACUGCGAGGAGAUGGUUCCUCUUCAUCCAUGUCUCCGGCUCAUCAGUAACUGUGAGCAGAUGCUCUCCAGUCAUACGUCACGACGCCUCAUCACAAUGGAGAAGAUCAAGGAGCCAGAGGAGCUGGACACCCUGGCUCAUCUAGCAGACCCACGCUUCAGACCCUACCAAGGCCACAAUGCCUUCAGAGAGAAGUACUUCAGUGGACUGAACAAGAGAGGCAGCAAAGAGGACCACAAAUCAGCUGUGAAUGGGGAGUAGGAAGACAGUGAGACUAUCGGAUCAGACGAAACCUCCUUGGUGACUUUAUUCCAGUGAAGAAACAAAACACACAACCUACUGUAUCACACAUUUCGGUCAGUGGAGGACUAUUUGAUAAUGUUUUUUAAUCUCUUUCACUAUUUUAUAAUUAUUGAGAUGGAUUCUAUGCCAUACUUAUUUCUUUGCAAUGUAAUAAAUAAAUGAAUAAAAUGUGUAGCCCUAAAAAA